Molecule: messenger RNA, 319 nt
Organism: Ceraceosorus guamensis
Lineage: Eukaryota; Fungi; Basidiomycota; Exobasidiomycetes; Ceraceosorales; Ceraceosoraceae
Exons: 1
Coding region: 40-261 (73 amino acids)
Source: RefSeq, a predicted model, not a curated record
AAUCGUCAAUGAUGUGAGUUGUUGUGAAACACAUGCCUGAUGAGAAGAAGCGCGCGCGAAGGUCAGCUCGAGAUCCGCCCAACUGUCCACCAUCGCAAGUCACGACUGCCUACCUCGGGUCUGUACAUCUACUUCUUGCUUCGUAUCUUCCUUCUCCACUCAUCACUAUCCAUUGGCACAUUCCUCUUUCUCAUCAUAUCCGCACGUAAGCAAAAGGCAUCAGCUUCAGCUCUUCAGUUCGUCUCCAAUUCUCGACGUUAGAGCUCAUUGGGACCUCCAUAGCGCGAGGUACAAAGGUCCUUCUCCAGCAUAUCCGCCU